Messenger RNA from Rhincodon typus (whale shark), 4328 nucleotides. RefSeq names its product LIM domain only protein 7-like. The coding region runs from base 84 to 4313 and encodes 1409 amino acids. The record is from RefSeq and is a predicted model, not a curated record. The transcript is spliced from 29 exons. Gene Ontology annotation, molecular function: protein binding. Lineage: Eukaryota; Metazoa; Chordata; Chondrichthyes; Orectolobiformes; Rhincodontidae. Gene Ontology annotation, biological process: regulation of signaling; regulation of cell adhesion.
UUCAGUUCAUAGUUCUCUCUGAAACACUCAGGUGAGACGCGACGCUGGUGAAUGUGCGAGGAAGUGUAAGACUGCCAAGGGACAUGAGAGAGAGAGAGCCUGAAAGCGGCAGAAACGAGCUUCCAGGCGGUCACCCUGCAGGUGGAGGUGUUAGACAAGCGAUGGAGUGGAAAGAGCAGGCGGAUCCUGACCAUGUCUUGGCAUUCAGAGACGGUCAGCGAUGGGUAGAGGAGGUUACUGGGAAGAGUUUUGGCAACAAAGAUUUUCGAGCAGCACUGGAAGAUGGAGUCUUGCUGUGCGAACUAGUUAACAAGAUAAAACCAGGUGUCAGUAAAAGGAUCAACCGCCUGUCCACACCAAUAGCUGGUCUGGACAACAUUAAUGUUUUCUUGAAAGGCUGUCAAAAACUUGGUUUAAAAGAAGCCCAGCUGUUUCACCCAGGAGAUCUACAGGAUUUAUCCAGUCGCGUCACUGUCAAACGUGAAGAAAAUCGGAGGAGGCUAAAAAAUGUUCUGAUCACAAUAUAUUGGCUUGGUAGAAGAGCACAGCAUGAGCCUCAUUAUAAUGGACCCUACCUUAACCUGAAAGCAUUUGAAGGGCUCCUUGGGCAGACUCUGACGAAGGCACUUGUGGACUCUGGCAGUCUGAAACGCAGUGGACGAGACAGUGGAUACUGUGAUAUCUGGUGUACGGAAAGGAACGAGUCAAUAUCGCCACAGCUCAGGCAUAGAAGAGACGAUUCACUUGAUAGUUUAGACUCACUUGGGUCAAAGUCUGUCGCCAGUCUUUCAUCAGACAUAACAUUAAAAGGCAGUAGUGAAGGUGGUGGGAGUGACAUUGAGUCAGACUAUCUAAACAGCAAGACAAUGGAUGGAGCAAAGGAUGAUAUGUCACUUCGCAGGACCUCCACUUCUGAGUAUAAGCCUGUUGUGCCCUACAACCAAUUCCUGCCAGCAAAAAACAAACCUGCAACUUAUGUUCCAGCUCCACUGAAGAAAAAGCGAGCGGCAAGACGUGAAGAUAACAGAAGAAGUUGGGCAAGCCCAGUGUUUACAGAAAAUGAUGGAACGUUUUCAAGACUUCUCCAAAGGUCAGCUGAUAGUGAUUUAGGGAGUAAAUCACUCAACGACGUGUCUGAAGAUUCCAUUGGAAUUCUUAAAUCACUGAGAUAUGAGGAGUUACAGAAAAUGAAGGCUGCUCUGAAAGACCAAGACCAGGAAUGGCAGAGUGACUUGGCAAAAUGGAAGAAUCGACGCAAAAGUUAUACUUCAGACUUGCAGAGGAAGAAGGAUGAAAGAGAAGAAAUUGAGAAAAUAACAAGUGGAGAGAAUGCUAGACCCACAAAGACGUUCAGACAAAUGAGGGAAGAAAGAGAGCUCAGACAGGAGGGAUCAUAUGGUGGUGACCAAACUGAUUACAGAAAGCUCAACUCUUCUGACGAAGAAGUGUUUGCUGAAAAGACACAACCCCCAAGACGUUUUUACGCAAAGAGCUCUACAGUGGCGAGUGAAACCCCUUUCACUUCCCAGAGGAGUGAGGUGGUUUCUUCAGCACCUCCGUCUCAAGCCUCAAAGAGCAAGACAGCAUCAGAAUUGAAAAGCACAGACAACGAUCAGUCAGGAAAGCAAAGCUCUGCUCCCUUCUAUACCCGCCAUGCAAUGGAUCGCAAAACUGAAUCAACCAAGGUUUCAAAUUCCCUGCCGAGGAAUUACCAAGCACCUGAUGUAUCCAGAAUUGGACCUGUUGUCAUGCCAAGACCCUAUGGCACACAAUCUAAAAGACUCUCCUCCCUCACUAGAUCUUAUCCGUUGCAAGAUGAAUCGCUUAAAUAUAACGGAGAUGCGAAUGGCCUAAAAACCUCCCGGGGAGCACCAAGUUUCUUUUCCAAGCUAGAAGCACAAGAAUCCAAGAACAGUCGUGGGGUCUUGCCAAAGAAAGAAGAGGGAGCUACGUGGGUCAACACUUCCUGGAAAAUGGAGGAAAAGAGAUCAGUGCCGGUCAAUCUUUCUUCAAAAUCAGAAAAUGAUGUGUAUGCGAGAAGCAACCUUUUAUCAAAGCAAGAUGAUGAUGACCAAUCACAGGCCAGUGCUGUAAUGAGUAGUAAUGAGGAAGAGGAGGAGGAAGAACAAGAAAGGGCUCCAUCUCUUAGUAAGAAUAACUUUCUCCAAGAGUCAAAGCCUGACACCACUACUGGCCCAGGAACAAUGAAUUCUUUUACAAAAACAAGCAGCUUGCCUACAGCCCCGGUUACCACAGCAGCCACGGAACAGGGGCAGUACAGUAACACGCGAAUAGUUAUUAAUCAGAGGCCGAACAGUGAUCGUGACUUUGGAUUCACAACCAUUUGGAACUCUACGGGUAUAACUGUCAAAUCAGUCGAACGAGGGGGACCAGCAGAAUUUUGCCAAUUGCAAGUGGGUGAUGAAAUCAUUUCUAUCAAUGGUAAUGAUGUAGCUGACAUGAGCCACCGGGCUUGGAUGGAAGCCAUGGAGGGCGCAAACCAGAGCGGAAACCUGAACAUGGAAAUCAGAAGAUAUGAGAACAGUCGUAUAAGUGAGACAGAACAUGCUAACUUCAAUGACCCUACUAGAUGGGACGAUGCUGGACUGGUCACAAUGACCAACAAGAGCCAAUCCUUGAAUCGAUCAAUGGAGGUUGAUAAAUCAAAAAGGGACCAGGAAAAUUUGCUGGAGGAUGAAAAGUCAAAAGCGUUUGAGCCCCUUAGCCUGAGAAACUUUAAAAGGCGGUCCCAAUUUUUUGAACAAGGCGGAUCUGAAUCUGCAAUGAGUGAUCUACAAAUUCCAUCAAUUAGUGUUUCAAGUCGAUGGUCUUGGAAUCCUGAGGAGGAGAGAAAGCGCCAGGAAAUAUGGCAGAAAGAGCAGGACCGAUUGUUACAGGAAAAAUACCAGCGGGAGCAGGAGAAACUACAGGAAGAGUGGAGAAAGGCUCAGAAAGAAGCUGAACAAGAAGGUUCCAAGUACUACGAAGAGGAGCGCAGGAUACUACAGGAAACAAACACUCCACAAUCCCCUUCAAAUACUGUGGAUGGGCCUGUAGAGUUCAAGCACCAGUAUACUUCUCGAAACUGGAUUACGUCUUGGAGUAACCAGGAAUCUGAGGACGAAUCGCAGGAACUGGGAGAAGGAGAGGAUUGGCACAGAAGUGAUGAUGACGAGGCAAGGCAGCGAGAAGAAUUACGGUCACAAGAAGAAAGAAGGCGUCAAGAAGAAGAAGCAGCAGAUCACCUUGAGCAGGAGAGAAAACUGCAAGAGAAAGAACGUGAACAGCAAGAACAAUGGUAUCGUGAGCGAGAGCGACUUAAAGAAGAGAAGAGGCAGAGACAACAAGCAGAGCAAAGGGUUUGGUUAGCAGAAACUGAAAGAACAGAGGAAUAUCAGCCCCAGUGGGCAAAGUCCAAGUCUACCUCUGACCUCGAUGAGUUUGUGCCUGCCCAGGGACAUGGUGUAGGUGUGAAACCAGUGGGUGGUGUGGCCCAGUGGCUGCUUGAGGAAGAAAAUCUCCGCAGGCGACUUGGGAAGACACAGGAAGCUACACGUGUUGAAUUGGAAACUGAGAGGCUGAAAAUCCUUAAUCAGAUGAAAUAUGCUGACCCAGAGAGAGGUGACACGAAGAGCAAAGCCCCAGACAACUCGUGGAUUAAGAGUGAAACGCGACCAAAAUCUUCACAACAAAAAGAGCCACCACUCUCGUACGCUGAGCAAGAACGACAGAAAAUCCUACAGGAAAUGCGAAGAAAGACCCAGCUCCUGAAUGAUAAUAGCUGGAUUAGGCAGCGUAGUGCCAGUGUUGCCAAUAAGACUGCACCGAGCAAUUAUGGAUCAAUGAGAAGAGGUGAAUCUUUAGACAACUUAGAUGCCCCAAAGGCAAACAACUGGGGAUCGACUACAGAGCCAGCACAUUCCUCGGGAAAAGGAUCUGGUUAUUAUCCAGUCUCCACUUCUAACCGAUCUUACUUGCGCACUGCAUCAUCAACCUUACCACCGCAAUCCACUGGAUCUUUGAGAACAGCAUCGUGGACCAAGAAUCCUUCUGUUGCACCAACCAGUCAGCCCCAGAUACCACAAAGCAACAGGUCAAUAAGUGGAAAGAAGAUCUGUUCAUACUGUGAUAGUCCUCUGGGCAGAGGAGCUGCCAUGAUCAUCGAGUCUCUUGGUCUUUGUUAUCACUUACAUUGUUUUAAGUGCAUCUCGUGUGGCAUUGACCUUGGGGGUACAGAAUCUGGAGCAGAGGUCCGAGUACGGAAUAACAGACUCUACUGUAAUGCCUGCUACAUCCAGUUCAAAGGUAAGUAGAAGUUCAGAAGCAGC